AUGGCAAUGGCAGUCGAUAAUCGUCAAAAUUCCCAUAUCAACGCUAUGGGAUACGAUCCGUUGCGUUACCAGCAACCGCACUUCACCAACCCGUGGGUGUCGGCUACUGGUGCAACCUCGCAGCCUCAACUUUACCCUACCUCGAUCGCACCCAACACUACCGCUGGACUGGAGGCUCAUCCCACCAGCCAGCCCCAGCAAGUGCAGCGACCGACCAGCAUUGCUCUCCCCUAUCAUGGCCUUGCAGUGACGGCACCUCCGCUUGGAACAGGUAUUAUCCUCCCGGAUGGAGCACUAGCAACAGAAAACUUACUUGAUACGUCCCAAGAUCUCUUGUCACGGAGUUACACGAGCGGAUACUCUACCUCUGCUGCUACCAAUAACACUACGUAUGCUCCCACCUCGGCUCCUUAUUCUCAGAUGGAUUAUACCACAAGCACACGAAGCCCAUAUGCAUAUCAGCAGGACUCUUCCCGUCGCUCCUCCCACCCGUCAGUACCCUCAACCGCGUUCUAUGAAAGCGUCGAUUCGCAAAGGCAACGCCAGAGUUCAUUAGUUGACUUCAGCAGAAUGGGACAACAGCACCCGCAGAGAAAUAGCUUCAGCGAUGCUCUCGAUGCCAGCCGUGGCAUGGUUUCCUUGAGCCAGUCGGACAUCACUCCAAGGAACAUCUACGGCAAUGGUUCGAGCCGCAGCUCCACCGAUUCGUAUGGCUUCCCGUCUGCCCACUCCGCCCACUCUUCCAUCUCCUCUGCAAGCUACAAUGCUUCCAACUACUACGGGGGCGAGGGCUCCGUGACCGACUACAGCUCCGCGUCCGAGUCCGUCGAUUUGUCCAAUCCCCGAACGCUUCCCCGCCCAAAUGCGCUCAUGGGCGCAAACAUUCCUCCAGCACCUCAGUCGAUGAUGGGCCAGUUCAGCUCCAAGGUUUCCUCCAGUUCCCAGAAGAAGCACAAGUGCAAGAUCUGCGACAAGCGUUUCACUCGCCCAAGUUCAUUACAGACUCACAUGUACAGCCAUACGGGAGAGAAGCCAUUUGCUUGUGAGGAACCAGGCUGUGGCCGCCACUUCUCCGUUGUGUCCAACUUGCGACGACACCGCAAGGUGCACAAGGGUGAAGGUCAAGACCACCCGUCACCCGACGACGCAUGA
Aaosphaeria arxii CBS 175.79 is the source of this 1152-nucleotide messenger RNA. RefSeq lists its product as uncharacterized. Gene Ontology annotation, cellular component: nucleus. Bases 1 to 1152 code for a protein of 383 amino acids. The transcript is spliced from 2 exons. The record is from RefSeq and is a predicted model, not a curated record. Gene Ontology annotation, biological process: regulation of transcription by RNA polymerase II. Gene Ontology annotation, molecular function: DNA-binding transcription factor activity, RNA polymerase II-specific; RNA polymerase II cis-regulatory region sequence-specific DNA binding. Lineage: Eukaryota; Fungi; Ascomycota; Dothideomycetes; Pleosporales.